AUGUCGGUCAUAACUCGCUGCGCAUCUGUCUUGCUGGGACUACUCAUGCUCUCGACUGUCGACCAAUCAGAAGCUGUAGGCACAACAACAUCUCGCACAGCGAGCGGACCUCGAGAACGCGUCAGUCUCAACGCCGACUGGCGCUUCCGGCGCUUUGUUGACAACCCAGAUGGCCUUUCAUACGAAACACUCAAGCCCUGGAUCCUUCCUGCAGCGAACGACUUUCUGAGUGGAUCAAAGUAUGAACGGCCCUCUGAAGUAGGUCCAGGAAGCAAUGUUACCUACGUCCAACCAGCCUUCGAUGACGGUGCCUGGGAGGCAGUCAACUUGCCCCACGACUGGGCUGCUGGUGGGGACUUCGACUUCUCGCCUGAGCUCGAUGGUGGCACAGGACGCUUACCGAUCAACGGUAUCGGAUGGUAUCGUCGGUCGCUAGCUUUGGACCCGAGUACCAUUGAGUCCGGCAGAUCGGUAUUCUUGGACAUCGAUGGAGCAAUGGCAUAUGCAACAGUUUGGCUCAAUGGCCAGUUAGUUGGUGGCUGGCCAUACGGCUACAAUUCGUUCCGUCUCGAUCUCACUCCUUAUGCGCAGGCAGGCGACAACUUGCUAGCAAUCAGGGUCGACAACGCGCCCGAUUCUUCAAGAUGGUAUCCGGGUGCGGGAAUCUACCGCAACACAUGGCUGGUGAUAGUAAGCCCUGUACACGUAGCGCAGUAUGGCACAUACCUUACCACGCCGAAAAUCUCUCCUGAGCAGGCUACCAUCGACCUCAAAGUUGAAGUAGAGAACAAGGGCAACACAAGUCAGACUGUGCAAGUCACCACAGAGGUUUUCGAGCUCGACGCGUUGUCCAGGAGAGCGUCAGGUAGCGCAGUGGCGAAGAUUUCAGCAGCAACGGUCAGCAUACCCGGCGGAGUGAAGCAAUCUGUCAAUGGCUCCACUACCGUUGCCAACCCCAAGUUAUGGGGACCGGUCCCGAAACAAACGCCGAAUGAGUACAUUGCUAUUACUACUUUGUCCAGCAAUGGCACUGCAAUCGACGUUUACGAGACUCUGUUUGGUAUUCGUUCCAUAACCUACGAAGCGGAUCAAGGCGUUUUAAUCAACGGUAUACACGUCCCCGUGUACGGAACUUGCAACCAUCACGACCUUGGGUCUUUGGGAGCGGCGUUUAACUACCGUGCUGCAGAGCGCCAGAUCGAAAUGCUCCAAGAAAUGGGCAACACAGCGUUGCGAACCUCCCACAACCCACCUGCACCCGAGCUCCUGGACCUUGCUGAUCGGCUUGGUCUCAUGGUUAUGGAUGAAAUCUUUGACACCUGGAAUGUUGCGAAGGUCGAUAAUGAUUUCCAUCUCAUCUUUCCUGAAUGGCAUGAGCCUGAUCUGCGUUCAUUUGUCCGCCGCGAUCGUAAUCACCCUUCUAUCAUCUCAUGGAGCAUUGGCAACGAGAUUCCUGAGCAGUCGGAAUCCAUUGGUACCGCUACUGCCAAGAUGCUGCAAGACAUCGUGCAUGAGGAAGAUCCCACAAAGCAGGUUACCAUUGGUAUGAACAGCGCAGGCCCAAAUACGGGCCUGGCUGCAGAGAUUGACAUCAUCGGACUCAAUUACCAGGGUGAGGGCAGGGGUAGUGCCAGCUCAGGCUCGUUUGCUAGCUUCCGCAGCAUGUUUCCCAAUAAGAUGAUCUGGAGUACCGAGUCCGCAUCGACGGUCAGUUCACGCGGCAUAUACCUGUUCCCAGUCACCCCAAACAAGAGCGCUAUUGUCGGCGGUAAGCCUGGCGAAGGUGGCGACCCUAUCAAUAGCCAAGUGUCUGCGUACGAGCUCUACGCGCCGACGUGGGCUUCAUCACCUGACAAGGUUUUCGAGCAGCAUGAUCGCAAUCCAUACGUUGCUGGCGAAUUCGUCUGGACUGGGUUCGACUAUAUCGGCGAGCCGACUCCCUACGACAACUCCAGUCGCAGCUCUUACUUCGGCAUCAUUGAUCUUGCUGGCUUUAAGAAGGAUCGCUUCUAUCUGUACCAAGCCCGCUGGCGCCCGGACUAUCCUCAAGUGCACAUACUACCUCACUGGAGCUGGCCUGACCGCGAGGGUCAAGUAACACCUGUCCAUGUCUUCACAUCAGGUGACGAAGCGGAGCUUUUUAUCAACGGCAAGUCUGCUGGUCGCCAAAAACGUGGACAGUACGACUACCGCCUCCGCUGGGACAAUGUGACUUACACACCGGGAGAGAUCAACGUGAAGGCAUGGAAGAAUGGCCAGGAAUGGGCAACGGCUUCUCACCGCACAGUUGGUGCCGCUGCAUCGCUCAAUGUGACGGCGGACCGCACUAGCAUUGAUGGAGAUGGCAAGGACUUGUCGUUUGUCACUGUUGCAGUUGUCGACGAAAACGGUGACACUGUGCCUCAAGCUGACAACAAGAUCACUUUCUCGGUUGCAUCUGGGCCGGGUGAGAUUGUCACAACGGAUAACGGCGACCCGAGGGACGGUACACCGUUUCCCUCUCCAACUCGCAAGGCGUUCAGUGGUCUUGCUCUUGCGAUCAUACGGGCCAAACAAGGAUCGAGUGGAGAGAUAGUCAUUAAGGUCACGUCUGAAGGUCUGACUGCUGGUCAAGUGGUACUUACAGCUGCUUAA
This is a messenger RNA of Ascochyta rabiei, 2634 nucleotides long. RefSeq names its product Beta-galactosidase. NCBI's taxonomy places the organism in Eukaryota, Fungi, Ascomycota, Dothideomycetes, Pleosporales, Didymellaceae. The coding region runs from base 1 to 2634 and encodes 877 amino acids. Gene Ontology annotation, biological process: carbohydrate metabolic process. The record is from RefSeq and is a predicted model, not a curated record. The transcript has 3 exons. Gene Ontology annotation, molecular function: hydrolase activity, hydrolyzing O-glycosyl compounds.